UCUCUUCACACGCCAUGGCAGUGCAGCUGCGUGGGCUCACCACAUUCAUUGCGGACAUCCGCAACUGCAAGAGCCAGGAGGAGGAGCAGAAGCGGGUGGAUGCUGAGCUGCACAAGAUCCGGACAAAGUUCCUCAACGCAGGCAAGAAGAAGCUGGACUCGUACUCGCUCAAAAAGUACCUGCUCAAGCUCUGCUUCAUCUCGCAGGCUGGAUACGACAUCGACUUUGGGCACAUUGAGGCGGUCAAUCUGUUGUCUGGGAGCAAGUUCUCGGAGAAGACAGUGGGGUAUCUGUUUGCGGUCAUGGCCAUCGAUCCUGCUGGCGAGCUGGUGCGGCUCAUCAUCAACUCGAUCCGCAACGACCUGCUGACUGCAGGCAAAUCGUCGUCGCAUGACGUGUCGGCGUGCCUGGCGCUGGCGGCGGUGGCAAACAUCGGCGGCAAGGAAAUGGCGGAGGCGCUCGCGCCGGUGGUGCAGGAGCUGCUGUUCUCGCCAGAGACGACGCCGAUGGUGAAGAAGAAGGCGGCGUUGUGCCUGCUGCGGCUGUUCCGGGCGUGGCCGGAGAUGCUGUCUGCGUCGGAGGUUGCGGAGCCGCUGACGCGGCUGCUCGACGCGCGGCACCUCGGGGUGGCGACCGGGGCGCUCUCGCUGCUCACCUCACUUGUCUCGCACGAUCCGGACGGGUACGCCGGGUGUGUGCGGCAGUGCGUCUGGCUGCUGGACAAGCUUGCGCUGCAGGGCGAGGCCAAGCCGGCGUACUACUACUACGACGUGCCUGCGCCGUGGCUGCAGGUCAAACUGCUGCGGCUGCUGCAGUACUAUCCGGCGCCGGAAGACCGCAACAUGCAGGCGCGGCUGGUACAGGUUCUGGGCGCGAUUCUUUCGCGUGUAGAGACAGACGCGCGGCCAAACCACGUGCACGCGGUCCAGGCCGUACUGUUUGAGGCGAUGGACCUUGUGAUCCACCUCGACAUUGCGCCUGAGCUCAUUAUCCAGUGCGCCAACUUGCUGGGCAAGUUUGUGACGUCCAAGGUGACGAACACGCGGUACUUGGGACUUGCCAAGAUGGCGCACCUUGCGGCGGCCAACCACGACGCGAUUGAGCUCAUCCGGCGGCAUCAGAAGACGAUCAUGUCGUCGCUCCGCGAUGCAGACAUCUCGAUCCGGCGGCGGGCGAUGGACCUACUGUUUGCGAUGUGCGACUCGUCCAACUCGGAGGAGAUUGUGACCGAGCUCCUCGACUACCUCGACGAGGCCGAGUUUGAGAUCAAGGACGAGCUUGUGCUCAAGAUUGCCAUUCUGGCGGAAAAGUACGCGCCGCAUCCCAACUGGUACUUUGACACGGUGCUGACGCUGAUCUCGGCCGGGCGCGACCAUGUGUCGGACGACAUCUGGUAUCGUGCGGUGCAGGUGGUGACCAACAACGAGGACAUGCAGCCGUACGCGGCGCAGCGGGUCUUUGACGAGCUCUGCUCGCCGUCGGCGCACGAGGUGGCGGUCAAGAUUGCCGGCUACGUGCUCGGCGAGUAUGGACACUUUAUUGCCGACGCCCCGGGCUCGUCGCCGACGCUCAUGUUCAACCUGCUGCACUCCAAGUUCUCGAUGGUUGGUUCCAAGACCAAGGCCCUACUCCUCACCGCAUACUCCAAGCUCGUCAACCUGUUCCCGGAGCUCAAGCUCGGCGUCGAGGCCGUGCUUGAGCAGCACCGGUCGGCGAUGGACGCCGACAUCCAGCAGCGCGCGUGCGAGUACAUGGUCCUCUCCACCGCCCAGGAGCCGCUGCUCAACGUGGUGUGGGAGGUCAUGCCCGCCUUUCCCGAACGCGAGUCGGCGGUGGUCAUCUACGCCCGCAAGCUCGAGGAGGCCGGUAAGACCGACCGCGGGCCGACCCACGCCGCCGAGGAAGAGGACCUCGACGCGGUGCUCGCACAGGUCGGCGCCGCCGCAGGCGCGGCUGUGCCGGCGGCCACGCCGGCCGCGGCUCCGGUAACCUCGGCGCCGCCGCCGUCGUCGGGCUCGCUGCUCGACUUGAUGUCGGAGCCGACGGCACCGGCACCGGCACCGGCUGCUACCGGCAAGGCGGCAACUGGUGGCGAGCUCGUCAUCGACAACCCAGACUUUGUGGGCGCGCUCAAGUUUGCCAAUGUGGGCAUCCUGUUUGAGGACGCCGACAUCAAGGUCGGGUACAAGGGCGAGUUCAAGAACAACCUCGCGCGGGUCACGCUCUUCUUUAUGAACCUGACCGGGAGCGCAAUGAGCCCGUUUGCGGCGACCGCGCUCGAGCACGAGUCGUUCAACGUGUCGGUGCCCGAAGCGCUGACGAGCGUGCCGGCUGGCGCAUCGCAGGCUGCGCAGAUCUUCCUCGUCGAGACCGCGGGAGUGUUCAGCAAGCCGCUGGUGGUCCAGGUCGCGUACAACGGCGAGAACCUCUUCCUCAUGCUCCCGCUCUUCCCGUCCAAGUUCCUCGCGCCGCUUCCGCUCGAUGGGCCCGGCUUCCUCGGGCAGUGGAAUGCAGUGGCGGCCGAUGCACAGAAGAUGGUGGUCAUGAAGCCGCACGCCGGCGCGGCGGCGUCCCCGGCCGCCGUCAGCGAGGCCCUCACCGCCCUCAACUUUGGCAUCCUUCAGGGUGUCGACCCAUCGCCGACCAACGUCGUCGCCGCCGCCAUGUGGUGCUCGACAGCAGUCAAGGCCGCGGUCCUCGUCCGCGUCGAGGUCGCUGCCCAGCACGGACUCUACCGGCUCACCUUCCGGUGUGGCGAGGCCAAGGUUGCUGGCGAGGUCUGCGGCGCGGUGGCGCGCAAGAUCGGCGUUGUGCAGGCCUAGUGGGAGUAAACAAGCCAACUCAUCCUCA
This is a messenger RNA of Thecamonas trahens ATCC 50062, 2850 nucleotides long. Its product is annotated as AP-2 complex subunit alpha-2. Gene Ontology annotation, cellular component: membrane coat; AP-2 adaptor complex. The record is from RefSeq and is a predicted model, not a curated record. Gene Ontology annotation, molecular function: clathrin-cargo adaptor activity. The transcript has 2 exons. Bases 15 to 2822 code for a protein of 935 amino acids. Gene Ontology annotation, biological process: intracellular protein transport; clathrin-dependent endocytosis. Lineage: Eukaryota; Apusomonadida; Apusomonadidae.